UGCGCAGAAGACGCGGAGGCGUGGGGCAGCAGCAGCGGAACUUUGAAGUUAAAGCGCAGCGAUCUCUCCAAAAGCUGGUUACUGUGGGGAGAUCAUCAUGGCCACUGCUGCAUCUGCUCCCCCUCCAUCCUCCUCCUCCUCAUCCUCCACCUCCAAGGGCAGCCUGAGAGAGGACCUGACCUGUGCCAUCUGCUGUGACCUGUUCCGGGACCCCGUCAUGCUGUCCUGCAUGCACCACUUCUGCAAACCCUGCAUCUCCAGGUACUGGAGGGGGACACAUGGACCCGUAACCUGCCCACAAUGCCGCAAGGAGUUCAGCUGCAAACAGUUCCAGACCAAUUACCUUGUGGCGGCCAUGGUGGAGAAGGUGCGCGCCACCACCUCAGAUGCUUACAGCAAGAACCUAGAGAAAAAGCUGAGAGAGACUUUGCAGAGCCACCAUCUGAGGAAGGAGGAUGUCAUCAGCAGUAUUCGCAGAGACAAAGACAAGAUGAAUGUCAUAAAGAGAGUUGGGGCAGAUCUACAGGCGCGUGUCAAGGGUGAAUUCAGAGCUCUCCAUCAGAUCCUGCAGGAUGAGGAAACCAGUAUGCUGGAACAACUGAGGAGAGAGCGGGAGGAGGAGCUGGAGAAGGUGCGGCGCCACCUGGAGGCGUCAGAGUUGGCUGUCCGGGAGCUGGAGGACAACAUGCGAGUGCUGCAGCAGUUCAGCACUGCUAUGGACAGCAUCAUGCCCGCUGAGCUCCCACAACUAAGACCCUUAGUUCAGGUGGAUAGCUACCUGGAUUUUGAUGUAAACGCCUUCAGCGACAAAUACUUGGCUCCCUUACAGUACAUCACGUGGAGAAAGAUGUUCAAAUCUCUGAAACCAGGUUCUCUUCCAUUAACGUUUGACGUUGACACAGCGCACCCCAGCAUUCACGUCUCCAGGGACAAAACCGUAGCCAUUGAGUGUGACGUCAUGACUCAACACACAAGCCACAACAAGCGCUUCUUGCAGUGUGUCAACAUUCUGGCCUCCCAGAGCUUCCAGUCGGGCCGGCACUACUGGGAGGUGGAAGUGGGCCCCAGCCCUAAGUGGGACCUGGGCGUGGCCUCCGAGGCGGUGGACCGGCACGCUCGGGUCAGGCUGAGCCCUGAAAGCGGCUACUGGACCCUGCGGCUGCGGAACGGGAGCGAGUACUCGGCAGGAACGCAGCCGUGGACGAGGCUGCAGCUCGGCUCCUCCCCACAGAGAAUCGGGGUUUACCUGGACUGCGAUGAGAGGAAGGUUUCCUUCUACGACGCAGACGACAUGACUCUGCUGUACACGUUUGCCAACGGGCCGAGAGGCAAGGUGUUCCCUUUCUUCAGUCCGUGCAUUAGUGACAGCAGACACAAACCCCAGCCCAUAAAACUCCUCCAUUACCCUCCCGUCGCUCUCUCUGGCUGACCGCAGACAUAUCAGAGCUCUCAUUUCAUGUAUUGAUGAAAGACUAUUGUCAUUUAGCUUAUAAAAGCUAGUGCUGGACUUUUAUGCUUCAUUAGUUUUUUUUUGACAAGUUUAAUUUAGCUUUUCUCAUACUUCUGUAUCUCAGCCUUAAAGGAUCGUUUAGUUUUGAAGGACCAAUGAAAUCAAUUAGAUGCUUUAUGAAACGAUGUAUUCAAAGUACAUCUCAUUCAACAAAUAUUUUCAUUCAUGUACAGAGUGGAUGUUUUGUAUAAUUAUCUCUCAUCAAGGCAUCUGUAACCUCACCUUUAGAGGCAUUUUCUGAUCACCUUUGAGUUUAAACAGCAUGAGGGAACAGCGUGUUCUACUGUAGAUUUUUAUGAUUGAUUUUAUGGUUCAUUGUGUUUUAUAUAUGAGUGAGACGGUUUGGACUGUAAAGCUCUCUGCUGGAUGCGAUUCCUGCCGAAGAGACAUUAAUUUGUGUUCAUCUUAUGUGCCUAGUUCUGAACACAUAUGUAUCUCUGUUGUGUAUUUUUUUUUCAUUGUUGCAUGUUCCAGUUACAUAAGUACAUAUUCAAUCAUUUCCUGAUUAGAAUCAUAAUACUGUAAUAUCUGCUGAUGCAAAUAAAAAAAAUACCAAGUGACGUU
Cololabis saira (Pacific saury) is the source of this 2074-nucleotide messenger RNA. RefSeq names its product tripartite motif containing 105 (gene trim105). NCBI's taxonomy places the organism in Eukaryota, Metazoa, Chordata, Actinopteri, Beloniformes, Belonidae. Gene Ontology annotation, molecular function: protein binding; metal ion binding. The record is from RefSeq and is a predicted model, not a curated record. The transcript has 7 exons. The coding region runs from base 98 to 1429 and encodes 443 amino acids.